Messenger RNA from Branchiostoma belcheri (Belcher's lancelet), 864 nucleotides. RefSeq lists its product as uncharacterized. The record is from RefSeq and is a predicted model, not a curated record. Bases 267 to 836 code for a protein of 189 amino acids. Gene Ontology annotation, cellular component: nucleus; transcription regulator complex. The transcript has a single exon. Gene Ontology annotation, biological process: regulation of transcription by RNA polymerase II. NCBI's taxonomy places the organism in Eukaryota, Metazoa, Chordata, Leptocardii, Amphioxiformes, Branchiostomatidae.
AAGCGUCAUUGUGGACAAACGCGCUGCGCAAUAGCUCCGUAUACAGUGCGCAUGCCAAGCGUACUCUGGACUCACCCAAUGGCCAGCUCUGUAUGCCAAACGCAUGUCUGACGCACUUCCGACGAAUGCCAAGCACAUAAAAGCAGCGUAUUCCCGUCGAUGCUAGGUGUGCCGAUUUAGUUAAAACACGGCUGUUUUUCAUCACCAGAACCUACCAGUACAGAUUCCAUUGACUAUAUUAGAGUGAACAUCGACCUUUUGUCAUCAUGGGCCGCCUAAAACGUGAACCUACCACCAGUAACAUUACUGACACUAACAGUGCUGGCCGUGGCACUGGUUCCUCUGAUACUGAAGCCCCUGAAGAAGUGCCCUCAAGGUCCCCAUCAGUGGAGUACCAGGCCUCUUCUGGUGCCCCCAAGAGGAAAAGGGCCAAGAAGACCAGCUACUCCCUUGAUGCUGAGGUGGAGAACGCCUUGAUGGGAUGGAUCAAGGAGAACCAAGUCCUCUGGAACAGUAAGCUCAUCCACUACAAGCGCACCGACAUGAAGGAAGCACUCUGGACUGAGAAGGGUCAACAGCUUGGGAAGACAGCCGACUACCUCAGGGGGUGGUGGCGGUCCAUCAAGGACAACUUCACCAGGCUGGACAAAAAGAUAAGCGGGGAUAAGACCAAGAAGUUGACUGAGAGGGAAGAAUGGAUCCUCAAGACCUGUUCCUUCUUGUGGCCUCUUGUCCGCCACAAGUCACAGCCAUCGAUAAGUGUAUGUUAUGUUGAAAUUCAUUGCAUUCGUGUGCAAUUGCAUGUAUUGCCAUUUCUUCUGUUUUCUUGUGGCUAACACGUUAUUAUCAUAAUUGCAGAUAGAC